UCAAGGCGGCGGGUUGCUCGCCUCUUAUUCUCCCGUCAAGUUGUCGCAAAUGCAUUACGGAGCACACUGAAACUCGAGGAGGUGAAAUCGCUCAAGGAUACAACAAAGUUUGCUGUCCCAACCGAAGUACAGGAAUUUUACACCAGAGACUGGACCAAAGCCCACCUUUCUCAGGGCAGACGCAGCUGAACUUUUUUUUUUCUUUCUUUCUUUUUUUUUUUUUUUUUUUUACUGCAACCACAAAAAAAUGAAUCGGAGCUUUAGUAAGUCGCAACCUUUGCGAUAUGCGGAUUGUAACGCGGUGGAAGUGAAAAGCAAGUAUGGGGCAGAGUUCCGCCGGUUCUCGGUGAACCGGGAGAAGCCCGGCAAGUUCGAGGAGUUCUACAAGCUCAUCAUGCACAUUCACCGCAUCGCCAACAUGGAGGUGAUGAUCGGCUACGCUGACGUGCACGGCGACCUGCUGCCCAUCAACAACGACGACAACUUCUGCAAGGCGGUCUCCACAGCACACCCGCUGCUCAGGAUCUUCAUACAGAGACAAGAAGAGGUCGACUAUGCUAACUUUGGCACCAACACGCUAACACGCAAGAAGAAGGCAGUGGUGGCGCUGCGGAACAACGACGUGAACCGCAAGCGGCCACACAUCCGCAUCGGCAUGCCACAGGACUUCCGGCCCGUCUCCUCCAUCAUCGACGUGGACAUCCUGCCAGAAUCCCACCGCCGUGUCCGACUCUACCGCCACGGCUCAGACAAACCGUUGGGCUUUUACAUCCGAGAUGGCACCAGCGUACGGGUGACGCCACACGGGCUGGAGAAGGUUCCAGGGAUCUUCAUAUCUCGGAUGGUACCUGGAGGGCUGGCAGAGAGCACUGGGCUGCUGGCGGUUAAUGACGAGGUGCUGGAGGUGAACGGCAUCGAAGUGACGGGGAAGUCCUUAGACCAAGUGACGGACAUGAUGAUUGCCAACAGCCACAACCUGAUCGUGACGGUCAAGCCGGUCAACCAGCGCAACAACGUGGUCCGCAGUAGCAGGAUCUCCGGUAGCUCUGGCCAGUCGUCGGACAGCAGCGGGUCGACGGGGUACCCAAGUCUGUCGGUGGCCACAGCGGGGCUGAUCACCUCUGGGGCACACGGGUACCCAGAUGACCUGGAGAGUGACGAGGAGGCGGAUAUCGUCAUCGAGAGCAGCCUCAAGCGGCCAUCACGGAGGUCCAACACUUCCAUGGCGUCCAACAUGUCACGCUCCCAUCAGCAGAUUCCAUCAACGGCAUCGGGCACGGUGGAGCCUCCCAGCCCGCCGACGAGGCCCGCUUCAGUGGUCUCCACGGCCUCCUUCCACUCGCAGCCAAGCCUCAACGGGGGGUCCCACCACCACAGCAGCCUCAGCUACCAGCUGCACAGAGACCUGAACCUUCAGCAUAACCCACACCCGCAGUCGCAACACAGUCAUCAUCACGUCCCGUCACAGCAUCACAGCAGCAACCCUGCCCUCCGCCACAGCAACGGCAGCCUGCACAAAAUCCUCAGCUCUCUAAAAACAGACCCACGACACAGCCUAGCUCUGCCCAGGGGCGGGGUGGAGGAGGAUGGCACUGUCAUUACCCUAUAAUACAUACAAACACACACACACACACACACACACGCUGACACAUACAUACAGAUAGAAACAUCCCGGCUGCUUAAAGACUUUAACUGGAACAGGCCAGGCUGGGUAAACAUGAGCAUGAGCAUAUUUCCUUGAAUACUAAUUCUGUAACUUUUUUGUUUGUUUGUCUGUUUUUUUACAUAAUAAUUGAUCACAGGAAAUUGCAAGCCAAGAAACAAUGAGAGUUUAUUGUUUGUGUUUUUUUUUUUUCGUAUUUCUAAAAGUUUUUUCUCUGUCUUACAUCAAAAGAUCUGUAUGUAUGUAAUAAGCAUCAGGACAAGUAAGUGUUUUUAGGUGAGUCCACUGUAUUGUAGAGUUCUGAAUGUGCCUACAGCUUGCUAUCUCCUGUUAGUGACCACUUUUAUUAAGAAUCUUUCAUUCUUCUUACUGGGACCAACUUGGAGGUUUUGCUUAUGAACUUUUUUAAAGAGUAAAUUUAUAUUUCUUAUAUUUCUGAUAAAUGCUGUGUAGACUUUGAUUUUUUUUAAAUAGGUCUUUUAUGCAUUGAUGAUUUUGAUCAAACUCUUGUAUCUGUUUCAAUAAAUUAUUUUAAGUCUCA
Myripristis murdjan (pinecone soldierfish) is the source of this 2204-nucleotide messenger RNA. It is a transcript of the gene pard6gb, whose product is annotated as par-6 family cell polarity regulator gamma b. Bases 248 to 1609 code for a protein of 453 amino acids. The transcript has 3 exons. Gene Ontology annotation, biological process: centrosome cycle; regulation of cellular localization; establishment or maintenance of cell polarity. The record is from RefSeq and is a predicted model, not a curated record. Lineage: Eukaryota; Metazoa; Chordata; Actinopteri; Holocentriformes; Holocentridae. Gene Ontology annotation, molecular function: protein binding. Gene Ontology annotation, cellular component: cell cortex; apical plasma membrane; nucleus.